This is a messenger RNA of Drosophila eugracilis, 1557 nucleotides long. RefSeq names its product glutathione S-transferase D7 (gene GstD11). The transcript has 4 exons. The coding region runs from base 796 to 1455 and encodes 219 amino acids. The record is from RefSeq and is a predicted model, not a curated record. Gene Ontology annotation, biological process: glutathione metabolic process. NCBI's taxonomy places the organism in Eukaryota, Metazoa, Arthropoda, Insecta, Diptera, Drosophilidae. Gene Ontology annotation, molecular function: glutathione transferase activity.
ACCUUACCUGCCAGGAAAAUUACAGGUAGAUGAUACCUUGGCCAUGAGACCUAGUCACCUGAAACAUUUAUGUCCUGGCUAAUUACCACUGUACCGUGUCCAUGUCCUUGAGUGUGAGCCUAAGAAAUGUCAAGCACGCGAUGAAGUCGUGACUGUCGAAAAAUGUUUGAUGCAAACACGUUGAGUUUCAAGUGAUGCCAAUCAAAGGCCCCCAACCACCUUACUUUAUCAGGUGCUCUGAAUUGGAAAAUCUGUUGGCAAUCAAUAAAAAGGUAGAGGAAAGCAUAGCUUUGACAUAUUAUGCAGACGUAUAAUUUUAGACACGAAUGGGAGCAUUUUGGCCGAGUUUUCGGAACCACCCACACCCUACUCCUACUCCUCAUCGAACAGGUGAACACUCGGGCGGUCUGUCGUCCGUGGCAACGUUCGUUAUGAAAACUAAACGAAAACAAAUGCGCCCAAAGACAGCGGCAACAGCGCUGGCGAGACAACAUGCUCUGAAAAUUGGAAAAGUCAGACAGCGGAUACAUCCGUGGACAGCGACGUCGGCAAGUUGGGGACAGCCGAGUCAGAUUCCAUCGCCGGAUAAGGAUCCCACGCAUUUUCCACCUCCACCAGCAUCAGUAUUAAACCUCUCUAGAGUCCAUAUUUAGUCCUUAACCGACAGUAGCUCCAGCAAACGGCUACGCGGACUCGGUCACGGCAACACUCGACGGCAUACUGGGGAACUGCAUAGACAUCGACUCGGUGGCCGUGGUGCAGCACAAGCUGGUGCACAGAAUUGUAGGUGGCAAGAUGUCGCCGCCCGUGCUGUACUACUUGCCGCCCAGUCCGCCCUGCCGCAGCAUUCUCCUGCUGGCCAAGAUGCUCGACCUUGACUUUGAACUGAAGAUCGUCAAUAUCCUAGAGGGGGAGCAACUGAAACCGGAUUUCGUGGCCUUGAACCCCCAGCACUGUGUACCGACAAUGAACGAUGAGGGUCUGGUGUUGUGGGAGAGUCGAGCCAUUCUUUCAUACUUGGUGGCAGCUUAUGGUAAAAGUGACGAACUGUAUCCCACGGACAUACGAGUAAGAGCUUUGGUUGACCAGCGUCUCCACUUCGACCUGGGAACACUCUAUAUGCGACUCACGGACUACUAUUUCCCUACAAUGUUUAUUGGAGCUCCCUUGGACGAGGGAAAGCGCGCCAAACUGGCGGAGGCCGUGGGCUGGCUAAACUCAAUCUUGGAGGGAAGACAAUAUGCCGCCGCCGAUCACUUCACCAUCGCAGAUCUUACCUUAUUGGUGACUGUUUCCCAGUUGGAAGCCUUCGAAUUCGAACUGCGACCGUAUAAACAUAUCCGCCUGUGGCUCGAUCGUUGCAAGGAACACAUGGCACCAUUUGACUACGAGGAGUUGAAUGUAAGCAAGGCCAAUCUUCUGGCUGAUAUGUUCAAGGCCAAGAUGAGUCAAUAGACAGGCUCCUUAUACCUUGGAGUAGUGUUAUUCUUAAUAAUUUAUAUACAGUAUCAGUUGUGUAAGUGUUGUAUUAAAUAAACGUGUUGUUCUAAAAAUCAA